AUGAAGAGCCUGGAGCAUGAGCUGCACUGCCCUGUCUGUAAGGACAUCGUCAAACAGCCCGUGGUGCUGCCGUGCCAGCACAGUGUCUGUCUGCUCUGCGCCUCCGAGGUCUUGGUGGCAAAUGGCUACCCGCUGCCGGAGCUUCCUCCCGAGCCCAACUCCCCAGCCUCCACGCCCAACAUGCGCUCGCCCCGCCAGGCUCGCAGGCCCACCCCCAAAGCGGAGCAGCGGCCCAUCGACCGGGUGCUGCGCUCAGGUCCCCACCCGCCGUCCCCGUCCAUGCCCCGGUCGCCCGGGUACGGCACGUAUCCAGGGAGACGCCGCAAGGAGGGCCCGCCCCUGGUGAUGAUGUUCCCCUGCGUCCCCUGUGGCCGCGACGUGGAGCUGGGGGAGAAGGGCCUUACCGACUGUCUCCGCAACCUCACCUUGGAGCGCAUCGUGGAGAGGUACAGGCACACGGUGAGCCUGGGCAGCGUUGCUGUGAUGUGCCAGUUCUGUAAGCCUCCGCACACUCUCGAGGCCACGAAGGGCUGUGCUGACUGCAGAUCCAACUUUUGCAAUGAGUGUUUCAAGCUCUAUCACCCCUGGGGAACGCCACGGGCACAGCAUGAGCACAUCCAGCCAACGCUCAACUUCAGACCAAAGGUCCUGACCUGUCCGGAGCACGACCAGGAGAAGCUGCAGUUCUACUGCAGGUCUUGUCAGCGGCUGCUUUGCCCUCUCUGUAAACUGCGCCGCAUUCACGGUGGACACAAAAUCCUCCCAGUGGCUCAGGCUUACCAGGCUCUGAAGGAAAAAAUAACUAAAGAGAUGAACUACAUUAUGUCCAACCAGGACACAGUCCUGGCUCAGAUUACCCAGCUGGAGAGCUCCAUCACUCAGACUGAGGUAAACAGCGUUUCAGCCAGGGAGCAGCUGGCCCAGAGCAUCAGGGAUCUGACCGCCGCCCUGGCCGAGCGGCACGCCUCGCUCACCCAGGCUCUGGAGGCGGCGCGGCAGAAGCGAGGCGAAGCUCUGGCCGCUCAGGUGACGGAGAGGCGGGGCCUGAUGGAACACGCGGGACUCAUGGCCUUCACCCAGGAGCUGCUGAAAGAAACAGACCAGCCCUGUUUCGUGCAGGCCGCUCGCCAUACUCAUAACAGGCUGAGCAAGGCCAUUGAGAAUCUCCAGCACUUCACUUUGGCAGCCGACCCGUCCUUCAGACAUUUUCAGCUGGACGUGUCCAAAGAGCUCAAACUCCUGACCGAGCUGAACUUCAUCCAGGCUCCUCUGGCUCCGGUCAUCGAUACCCAGCGCACUCUGGCCUAUGACCAGCUCUUCUUGUGCUGGCGACUGCCCCAGGAGUCUGCCCCCUCCUGGCACUUUUCAGUGGAGUACCGCCGCCGGGGGGUGGUGCCUGGGGGGGCCUCCAGAGGUGGGAUCAGAGGGGGCCUGGCUGCCGCCCGCUGGGGAUGGCAGCGACUGGAUGAAGUGAGUGGAAGCAGUGCUGUGAUUGACAGGUUAGAGAUGGACAGCGUGUACGUGCUGCGGGUGCGAGGCUGCAACAAGGCGGGCUACGGGGACUACAGCGAGGAGGUGUACCUGCACACCCCCCCCGCACCAGUGCUUAACUUCUACCUGGACUCUCGCUGGGGCCUCCAUGCGGACCGGCUGGUGGUCAGCAAAGAGCAGCGUGGAGCUCGCAGUGUUCCUGGCCUUUCUCUUCUGCAGGCUGCCGAUCAUGCCCUCACCUCCUGUCACCUGACUUCUGAUCUUCUCGUCGGGGAUGUAGCCAUUACACAGGGAAGGCACUACUGGGCAUGCUCGGUUGAGCCUGGAUCUUACCUCGUUGGAGUUGGUCUGGAGUCCAAACUGCAGGAGUGGUUUCACCUUCCACAGGACAUGGCCAGUCCCCGCUAUGACCCAGACAGUGGCCAUGACAGUGGGGCAGAGGAUGCGUUGGACUCGGCCCCCCCUUUCUGUUUCCUCACCAUGGGCAUGGGGAAAAUCUACCUGCCACAGCACAGCUACCACCACCACCAGCACCACAGCAACCAAGCUAAUGGGAAUCGAGACCCCAUCACCAACGGCAACGGCCCCUCCUCGCCUUCAGGCAUCACCUACCCCCUGCCCCCCCGGCUCGGCGUGUGCCUUGACUUCGAGAAGGGACGCGUCACCUUCUAUGACGCCCACUCUCUGCGGCCCCUGUGGGAGGGUCACGUGGAUUGCUCCGGCCCCGUGUGCCCGGCGUUCUGCUUCAUUGGCGGGGGGGCGCUGCAGCUGCAGGAGCUGGUGGCCAAUCGCAACGCCGAUCAGACCCCCGUCAGACGGGUGACCAUCCAGCCCCGUGGCUCUAAUCUGAACAACAACUGA
This is a messenger RNA of Menidia menidia (Atlantic silverside), 2352 nucleotides long. Lineage: Eukaryota; Metazoa; Chordata; Actinopteri; Atheriniformes; Atherinopsidae. The record is from the annotation of a GenBank genome assembly.